Messenger RNA from Sarcophilus harrisii (Tasmanian devil), 3033 nucleotides. It is a transcript of the gene ENTHD1, whose product is annotated as ENTH domain containing 1. The record is from RefSeq and is a predicted model, not a curated record. The transcript has 8 exons. Gene Ontology annotation, biological process: endocytosis. The coding region runs from base 239 to 2314 and encodes 691 amino acids. NCBI's taxonomy places the organism in Eukaryota, Metazoa, Chordata, Mammalia, Dasyuromorphia, Dasyuridae. Gene Ontology annotation, cellular component: clathrin vesicle coat; endosome; plasma membrane. Gene Ontology annotation, molecular function: clathrin binding; phospholipid binding.
GCCCACUCAGCGCCCGCUGAGAGGCAGAGCGAGCACUCCUCCCCGGGGAACAACGGAUGGCACCGAAGACGUAGGGGAGGUGGGCGGGCUCCAGCUGCCAUGCUCUAUUCUGAUUGGAGGAUGGCGAGACGCGCUGGGCUUGAUAGGCAACUGUUUGAAUUUAGGCGGGAAGGGGCCUCCAACGGCUGCGGCUCCGGCGCUUCGUUAGGAACUUGAUAACUUAGCAAGAUGGAAACUGAUGAAUUGUUUUUGGGGGCAGCAAAGCAGGAACCCCGUUAGCUGUCAACAGCUCUGUAAAGCAGCCACACUGCUCCCCUUACAUUUUCUUCUUCCCCCCUCCCCUUCCCCUCUCAAGUUGGUCUCAUCCAUGGCAUUCAGGAGGCAAGUAAAAAACUUUGUGAAAAAUUACUCAGAGGCAGAAGUCAAAGUCCGGGAAGCUACGUCUAAUGACCCUUGGGGGCCUUCGAGUUCUUUGAUGUUGGAUAUUAGUGACCUGACCUUCAAUACAGUUUCUCUCUCAGAAAUUAUGAAUAUGCUGUGGCAGAGACUAAAUGACCAUGGGAAGAAUUGGCGCCAUGUCUACAAGUCCCUCACACUCAUGGAUUAUCUUAUCAAGAAUGGAUCCAAAAAAGUCAUUCAGCUUUGUCGAGAGGGCUUCUUUAACAUUCAGACAUUAAAAGACUUCCAUCACAUAGAUGAAGCUGGAAAAGACCAAGGUUACUACAUCCGGGAAAAAUCUAAGCAAAUCAUCACUCUGCUGAUGGAUGAGCAGCUGCUGCAUAAAGAGCGGGAGGUAGCAUGUUGGACUAGACGGCGAACAUCCUACUCCAUGACGUUUCCUAAGAGAUUGCCUGGUGCCGGCCACUCGCCGACUCACUUACCAAGCCCUAACAUGGCAUCAGACCCUCCUGCUUCUGAGAACACACGCAAACUUCUCAAGAUCUCAAGGCUGCACCUCACAAAAAGUACUUCCAAGACAGAAUUAAGACCAGAGCAGAACUAUUGUGCCCAUAUGCCGAGCAGAAGUGCGGUGUCCCAGGAAACACUACCACUCAAGAUAAAUGCUUGGAAAUCAGCAGAAGAUAUGAUUUUUCCCCUGAGGACUACUUUAGCUGCAUCCCAGAGAAUUUUGGACCCGAUGGUAUUUUUUGAGGAAGAACCAAAAGAGCUUUUGCCACAAGCAUCUCCCAUGAUCCCUCCGACUUCAUUGGUGAUAGAAGAGUAUGAAGAAGGAUAUAACCUUUGGGAUUCAGAUAUCGUGCCCUCUCCUUUGGAAAAAAGUCCAUCUCUGCAUACAAAUUUGAGCUUGGGCAAAAGGCUAGACAGUUUUGGCUUCGACAGAUUCGAUUUAUCAAGUUUUGCCCUGGAAAACACCAUGCAACAGUCUCUAGAGUGUCAUCCUCCUCAGAAAAAUUGUGAUACCUUGGGAACUAUGCAGAGUCCCUGGCCACCAGGAAGAGAAGAGGUUGCAAAUACCAACAUAAGAGUGUCAAAGUCUGAUCCUUUCUUCCAGAGAUCACAGGCUUUCCCCCAUAGAUCCCAGGCUUCUGUAGAGACCCUCUAUAUGUCUCCUUCUUUGAAGGAGAGCUUGAUUAGCAAGGAGUACCCCAAACCAACACAAAGCACUUCCAAAGAAUUUUCUGAGACACCUUUGCCAAACCUCAGCUCCAACAUUGUUAAGACGGAUAGUACGGGCUUCAACCCUUUUGGAAGACAUGAUUCGACCGUCUCCGAAGGAACAUCCUCGUCCUUUUCUACCUUCUUCAUCUCAUCCCCUGACUUAGCCAUUCCAGAAAACAUCCCUCAUGUGUUAGGUCUGUCUUCCAAUGGAUCUUCCCUUAGGCCUUCAUCCCACGGGCCUUCCUCCUCCUCCAUGCUCUUUAAAGAGAUUCAGGUCAGGGUGAACCACCCCUUUGAUCCUUGCCUUCCCUCUUCAGAUGAAGAUGAGAGCGAUAGUAUCAACCUGUUAGACAUCCUCCCCGACAACUCCGAUUCUGCCAAUCCUGUCACGAGUGACAGGAUAUUCCCCGUGCAGGAUAUUCAGUGCCUGGUCCCGGCCUCGGAUCCUGCCCCCCAAAUGGGCAAGGGGCUCCCCGAGUCAGCAGGCCCCAACACACCCAUUCUGGGUGCCUUAGGGGAGAUCAAGCACGCCAUCAGGAGGCUGCACGGAGACCUGAGCAAAGUGGUCCAUGAGCUUCGCAUCGUCAACAGCCACCUGAUAAGCAUGGAGGCCAGGAACAGUCAGCAAGCCCCUCUGCCUGUCAGCAAGGCCCUCUCACCUGGAGCUUCUGUGGAUAGCCUGAGUCAGUUCUGACCUUGCAGAGGACAAUGGUAGAGCCUCCUCCCCUCCCCACCUUCUCUCUCAAGAUGCUGGAGAGUUGACUUUCCAUGGAUUUCUGGGCCCAGCAGCAGGAUUAGUGUGGCAGUUUCUCUUUUUCUUUUAAAUGUAUUAACAAUUAUUUCUCCAAUCAGGAGGAGGAUGUGUGUCUCCUUUUUGUUUAAAGGGAGAGAAAAGAUUUUAUGUUUGAAACACAUUUUCAGGUUCUAGAUAGGAGCACAUUGUAAACCCAAGGGAAUUUUAUCUUUGAUGUGCCCUUUUAUUUCAGAAUGGAUAAAGCUGUAGGAGAAGCCCUCUUUCCCAACUGGAUCCCCCUACUCUCAAGUUAUGACCAGGGUAGCAGGAAUCCAUUUGUGUUCAGUUAUCUAAAGCCCCUUUGUUAAUACACCUUAGCCUCGGGGGAGGAGGAGUCUGGUCCACCUGAAUCAUUAAAUUCGUUGCUGUCAUUGAGUCUCCAAACCUUAAACCGAGACUCGUGGCUCUCUCUCUUUGGUGUCAUGGUCAGCUAGGAAUUCCAUAGAAUCGAGCCCGCUAUGUGCCCCCAAAUAGCUGUCAAUUACAACUUUUUAUUGUUCAUUUAAAUUAAAAUUCAACCACAAAUGUGUGCUGGCUCAUUUCUUCUUUUCUUAGGGGAAAUAAAUUUGUUUUUAUCUUAUUUUUUGUCUUGGUUAAAUUAAACUGACCUUUCAAACACA